AUGGUCGACACAAUUCCGGACGUCGCGGACACCAAGUCGCGCAAGAGCGAUGUUGAACAUAUCGAGCAAGAUCUCCAAAAACCGCAGCUUUUGCAGGAAGACGGCCAGCCAGAAUUCCCAGAGAUCUAUCUUGAAGCCCUGGCACGGUACCCAAAUGACGAAUCAAUUGAUCAAGCCGAUGAGAAGCGUCUUCUCCGCAAACUCGACAUGCGGAUCUUGCCACUUCUUGGAAUCUGCUACUUUUUCUACUACGUCGACAAGACUACUCUAUCUUACGCAGCGAUUUUCGGGUUAAAGGACGGUCUCAACCUGAAAGGUGAAGAAUAUUCAUGGCUUUCCAGUUGCUUCUACUUCGGCUGGCUCGUCUGGGCUAUCCCGUCCAACCUUAUUAUGCAGCGCUGCCGCCCAGCUUGGUAUCUCUCUUUCAACAUCUUCAUGUGGGGUGCCCUUCUUAUGGCCCAGGCCGCGGCUAAGAACUUCGGCGGUCUUCUCGCCCUCCGCGUACUUUCCGGUGCCUUCGAGGCCAUCGCAGAUCCUGCUUUCAUGUUGAUCACAUCGAUGUACUACACCCGAUCUGAGCAGCCCUCCCGGAUCUCAGCGUGGUAUGCUUGGAAUGGAAUUGGUGUUGCGGGUGGCGGUCUCAUUGGUAAGUUUGGACGAUUCUCACGCUGUACAUCGUGCUCUCUUAAUAACUUUUCACUGACGAUAUUCGUUCUAGGAUACGGUAUUGGACACAUUAAAGGCGCCCUGGAGUCGUGGCGCUACGAGUUCCUUGUUGUCGGUGCUUUCUGUGCGUUCUGGGCACUCAUUCUCGCUCUCUGCCUCCCCAACUCUCCGCGAACCAUCUGGGGCUUCAGUCACGAAGAAAAACUCAUCAUGAUUGCUCGCAUGCGUCGCAAUCAAACGGGCAUUGAACAGCGCCGUAUCAAUUGGGGACAAAUCAAGGAGGCUUAUAUGGAUUACAAAACUUGGCUUUUCACCUUGUUAGGCUUCGUCUCCAACGUUCCUAACGGUGGCAUCUCCAACUUCUCCACACUUGUCAUCAAGGGUCUUGGCUUUGGGACGCUUGAGACGGCGCUGCUUGGCAUCCCGCAAGGCGCUCUUGUGGUAAUCUGGAUUGGUCUUGGUGCCUUGGCGAACAGGUAUAUGCCGGCCAACAGUCGUACAUUGGUUUGUGCUCUUUUCAUGCUGCCAACCAUUUGUGGUGCCUUGGGAUUCCUUCUUGCACCAGCCAAUGCCUACAUCGGCCGUCUCAUUUGCUUCUAUCUUACUGGUUCAUACCAGGCGUCCUUCGUCAUCUCUCUCUCCCUCAUCACAUCGAACACUGGCGGUCAGUCCAAGAAGAUGAUUGUCUCCGGCAUGAUUUGGUUCGGCGCUUGCAUCGGCAAUAUUGCAAGCCCGUUUUUUUACAAGACGAAUCAGGCACCCUCGUAUCACCUUGGUAUUGGUUCGCUCUUGGUUGCAAAUUGCAUUGAGCUUGCCCUUUUCUUUGUCUUUCGGUAUGCCUUUAUCUGGGAGAACAAGCGCAAAGAAAAGCAAAGAGAGACUUUGCGUGCAAAUGGCAACUAUACCGCCGACGAGCUCAAUGCCACAGCAUUUACAGACAUGACUGACAAAGAGAAUCCCAACUUCAUAUACGUAUAUUGA
Molecule: messenger RNA, 1647 nt
Organism: Colletotrichum scovillei
Lineage: Eukaryota; Fungi; Ascomycota; Sordariomycetes; Glomerellales; Glomerellaceae
Product: major facilitator superfamily transporter
Exons: 3
Coding region: 1-1647 (548 amino acids)
Biological process (GO): transmembrane transport
Cellular component (GO): membrane
Molecular function (GO): transmembrane transporter activity
Source: RefSeq, a predicted model, not a curated record